AUCAGUUGUAUGGUGUAUCACUUGUCAAACCUCAAUUCAAAAUUCUUGUUUUGGCUUUGAGGUUAAAAUUUAUUAUAAAACUGUGUAUAUAUUUGAAUAAGAGCGAAAUAAUUGUGGAUGUAAAAUUUAUAAUAUGUCUUCUAAUUUCCUUAACGCUCUGAAACCCGCAUCUCCCAUAUUAGAAUUCGUAAGACAUGCUAGUAAGAAAACAGGAGGUAGUACAAAGAACGUAAGUUGUAAAGUACGACCAAAACACAGAGGUUGGAAGGUGCAAGAUGGACAUUCAGUUCAAGCUGGGCAUAUUCUAGCAACCCAAAGAUUCGCUAGAUUUCAUCCAGGGCUUAAUGUUGGUAUGGGACGUAAUGGUACCCUUUUUGCGAUGGAAGCAGGCAAGGUUGUUGUAACUUGUGAGAAAUUUGAUCCUAACUGGGACCACACUUGGGUACAGAGAAUUUAUGGAGGACGAGCCGAUCAGACAAUCUUCAAGAAGUAUUUUAAUGUAAUACCAGAACCACAGCACAACAGAUUCAAGUUAAUAGAUGAAGUCUAGAUGUGUAAAUUGAUAAUUGUAAUUCAUAGGAAAUAUAGGAAAUAUUCUAUUAGGUAAAUUU
This is a messenger RNA of Zerene cesonia (dogface butterfly), 611 nucleotides long. RefSeq names its product 39S ribosomal protein L27, mitochondrial (gene mRpL27). Gene Ontology annotation, biological process: translation. The transcript is spliced from 3 exons. Gene Ontology annotation, molecular function: structural constituent of ribosome. Lineage: Eukaryota; Metazoa; Arthropoda; Insecta; Lepidoptera; Pieridae. The coding region runs from base 134 to 550 and encodes 138 amino acids. The record is from RefSeq and is a predicted model, not a curated record. Gene Ontology annotation, cellular component: ribosome; mitochondrial large ribosomal subunit.